ACGGGUAAUGGCCGUCGCUCUUUUAGGAAAAGUGUACUCAUGGCGUCCAGCGUAGCGUGUUUAGCGACAGCUUUUAUUUAGGAGAAACUGAUUUAAUUUAGAGGUAACUGGGAAACGGCGAUCCGUGAUUUCGCCAUGCCGUUGUUUGGUAAAAAGGACUCGCAACGAAAGAAGGACAAAGAAAGUGUCAGUGUCGAGGAAAAAUAUGAAUUCAAGGACCUCCUCGGAACGGGAGCCUUCUCCCAGGUGGUGCUUGCGGAGAGCCGGGACACCCCCGGCGUCAUGCACGCCAUCAAGUGCAUUGACAAGAAGGCCCUCAAGGGCAAGGAGGACUCCCUCGAGAACGAAAUCAAGGUCCUCAGAAGGUUGAAGCACCCAAACAUAGUCCAGCUUUUGGAAACAUACGAAGACAAGAACAAGGUGUAUUUAGUGAUGGAGCUAGUGACGGGGGGAGAGCUGUUUGACCGCAUCGUGGAGAAAGGGAGUUACACGGAGAAGGAUGCCAGCGACCUGAUUCGGCAGAUCCUGGAGGCUGUAGACUACAUGCACUCGCAAGGCGUGGUGCACAGGGACCUGAAGCCCGAAAACUUGCUGUACUAUUGUCCUGAAGAGGAGUCCAAGAUAAUGAUCAGCGAUUUCGGGCUUUCCAAGAUGGAAGACUCUGGUAUCAUGGCGACUGCCUGCGGCACCCCCGGCUACGUCGCUCCAGAGGUUCUAGCUCAGAAACCUUACGGAAAAGCUGUUGAUGUCUGGUCCAUAGGAGUUAUAGCUUAUAUUCUGCUCUGCGGAUAUCCGCCGUUCUACGACGAAAGUGACGCAAACUUGUUUGCUCAGAUACUUAAAGGGGAGUUUGAGUUCGACUCUCCGUACUGGGACGAAAUCUCAGAUUCUGCCAAAGAUUUCAUCCGUCACUUGAUCUGCGUCGAUGUGGAGCGACGGUACACCUGCAGGCAGGCCCUGGCGCACCCAUGGAUUUCCGGCAACACGGCGAGUGACAAGAACAUUCACGGCUCCGUGAGCGAACAACUGAAGAAGAACUUCGCCAAAACUAAGUGGAGGCAAGCGUACAACGCGACGGCGGUGAUUCGGCAGAUGCGCAAGCUCGCCAUGAGCAGCACGGGAAGCUCGCAGGACGGAGGCGGUCCCACGGACGCCUCGACCAGCGGCCGGCGCCCGGUCCCGUCGCCCCCCGCCAACUCGGACUGAACACCAGCCCCUCCCUCUCCACGACCGACGCAUGUGACGCCUCUCCCUCCUUGCCACUCUGCCCCGGUGUGCUCGAGCGGGCGUCGGGAAGAUGCGGCUGCGAGAUCGUUUGACAGAACGAGCGCUGGGCGCACGGGCCGGAGAGAAAGUGGCUGCCUGGCAACCACGCGUAGCUGGCCACAAUUGGCAGAAAAAGGGGUUUGAGCGGGAAGCCUGAGCUGGCUCUUCACGAGGAAAUGAAAUUUAUAAGAAAGGCUGAACUGGUUCUUUACGAGAAAGAAAAUCAUAAGGAAGGCUAAUCUGGUUCUUCGUGAAAAAAAAAAAAUUUAUAAGAAAGGCUACACCAGCUCUUCACGAAAAAAAGAAAUUGAUAAGGGGUGCUGAACCAGUUCUUCACGAGAAGAAGAAAUUUAUAAGGGCUGAACCUGUUCUUCUCGAGAAAGAUAAAUUUUUAAGGGGUGAACCGGUCCUUCGCAAGAAGGAAAAGAUUAUAAGAAAGGUUGAACUGGUUUUUCAUGAGGAGGAUGUCUUGGCAGAAAGGCUGAACUGCUUUUCAGCAAGGAAGGAGGUUUUAACAUGGUCUGAAUUGGUUCUGGCGGAAUUGUUUUUUUUUUUUUUUUACUUGCAUAAAAAUAUGAAUUGUUCUUUGCAAGGAAGAGGUUUAUAAGAAAUGUUUAACGAAUUCUUCAUGAGAAGGAUGUCUUAGGGGAAAGACUGAACUGGUUCUCAACAGAAGACUUUAUAGAGAAAGCUGAACUGACAUUUCAUGGUUUAUCAGGAAGCAUGAUAAAUGGAGCUUCUAGCAAAAAUUUUGAAGUGAUUUUCUGCAAGAAAAAGGUUGUAGUGGGAAGCCAGAACUGGUUCUGUGUAAAUGCUAGUGGUGGAAUGGUGUACAGCAAUGUUAAAAUAUUCUGAAAAAUGUUCUGAGAGGUUUAAAAAUUUUGUAUGUUGCAAAGCUUUCAUGAAGGAAUGAAGCCAGGAGGUGCAGUCAAUAGGGCACUUAGACGGACAAUAAUUAGUCGCCUAAACGAGUUUUUAUGCAUUUUCAUGAAGAGUGAAUACUCGGCAUAGCAAUUGUAGUGUUAGUUGAGGAUAAUUUUUGUUUGUAGUUAUAGCUAACAGGUCCCGCGGUUGUAGCCAGGCACACAUUAAUUCUGUUCUUUAUUUUCUGAUUUUAUAUUUUUGAGAACUGCGAGCAACAAAAGCUAUAUUUUCUUUAGCUAGGAUUUGGAGUACAACCUCAGGGUUUCCGCUGCUGACUCUUGUUUCGUGGGGGUCCAUCCAAGACAAAAACGUUUUAAGACGAAGAACCUAGACACGUAUAUAAGCGACGAAAAAGCGAUCGCCCAAGUGCCCAUUCACGUCAAACGGCUGGAGAAACAGCUAGGCCCUUCGCUGGCAUUGUGCAGAUUAACGCGGAUCGGGCCGUGCUCGCGCCCAAGUGCGAUCGAUUUGCAGAACGGUCAACCGCAAAAGGCGACAUCGUUCCCGACGCCCCUCGACGUUUGUGCAAAGCGCUGCAGACUCUCACACUUUGGACAUUCCUUUCUUGUUACCCGGUCGCUUUCCCUUUCGACGCAGUCUCGUCACGGGACGUUAGUUUCGGCCUGUGCGAAACGACCCUGGUGCUGUUCUGCCGCCCCUCCGUGCGUCGCAAGAGGGGUUCUGUUCCUAAGCCUCCAACCCGCGUUGGGUGGGACGCACCGCCAACGGGGAGACGAGAAGCAGAAGCUCUCGCGCGAGCGAGAUGUUUCUUGACAUGUCUUUGCAUCUGUUGUGCUGUGAUUCAGCUUUGUGUUCAUUUUAUUUCUGCACGUGGAAGGUCAGAUGACGCUAGCGGAGCUACGUAAAGAUAGUAAUUGCGUUGCUCGUACGCUUAGACAGCGAAAAUUUGGUCGGCCCCAAUGACUCCGGUUAAAUUCCUGUUCGACGUAUUCUUUCUGAAACAAAGGCCAAUUCUCUUUGCUUCAAUUCUGUAUUUUCUUUUUUAAACUAGUAGGUGUUACAUGUAUUGUCAUUCCACUCGUAUGGCGUUCCACUUACCUUGUUUCACACCAAUCUGCUCCAUUUAAAGCUUUCAGAAAAUGCUUUUUUUACAUUUAUUAUUUACAAAUACCAAUUAUCUGAAACACUGCUCGAUAUAAAUUAGGAAGUAUGUGAAACACGGUUCUUCCUGCUGAAGCGAAACUUUUUUGCAAAGAGUUUUCAGUUAUAACUGGAAUUUAACUGGAAUGAGAUUAAGAGUGUAGAGAGAAAUUUUGCCAGUGCUACCCUGGGGUUUUUAACGAACGUCACAUAGUAUUGGUACACAACCGCAUGCCGGUGCGAUGCUCAUCCAGAUCGAAACGGGCGGCAGUGGAAAGUGAACUUGGGAUAGCUACGUACGCCAAAGUGAACGAUUGCCGGCACCUCGAAACUGCUACCAACGUUUCGUAGGUUGAAGGUGCGAAGAAUCGCGUAAAAUUAAUCUCGAUUUAUGGAGUCAAGGCAGCCAUUUAAUGACUCCCUGAUGCGAAGGAUGCAAUCGUUUUUCAAGUAAAAGAGGUUCAAAUUGAGUGUGGCAAACUAUGAAACCAGUUAUUGUUGAACGCAUAUUUAUUUUUUAUACAUUGUGUUACGUGAAAUUUGAGUAUUGGUUUAGCUACGAUAGACAGUCCUCCGACGAAAGAUAUGUUUUUGUUUGUUCCAAACGUGCAAGUCCCCUAACACGACACAAUCCAAAAGGGCAAGGAGACUGGUGCAACCAUUUUUUUUUUUCUGCAUUUUCUAUCGCAAAGGAAGGCCACAAUUGUAGUCCGACAAACUAACUUAUCUAAACUCUCGCAUUCCUCUUCUCAAUCGCUAGUAGCGGUCAAGAUUAUAAAGACCUCCUUUAGCGCUCGGACUCAGUCAGCGUCGAAAGCAGUUUUGGCAGUGAAACUGGGAUCCCAGCGAACGACGGAGAUAGAUGACGGGAAGGAAAAUUGGAAAGCAUUGGGCCGUGUCUUUUUAUUGCUUUCGCUGCGCUAGAGUCAACCGACCACAAGAUGUCCGUGUUUUUUGCCGAUCAUAUUUUACUCCUGUAAUGCAUUUAUACUUACUUAAAACGUUCCUGCGGGCGUCUUCGACGCAGCCGCCGAAGUCCGUCGUUUACGAAUCUCUCCUUGCAGUAGCCCGGAGUUAUAACGCUCUUUAUAAAAUGGGCCACAUUUAUUUUUUUAUACUUUCCGCGUCCUUUUUGCCGUGGUCCGCGCUCUCUCACUUGUCGGCGCUAGUCAGCCGUCGCCCGCUUUGCAUGUCUCGUUUUCUCAACUCCCGCGUCGAGCUCAGAUUAGUCGACGUACACCCCCUUCCCCCGAGCGUCCGUCGAGGUGCAAGUUGAGGAGAAGCAGAGCCGGUAAUAAUGGGGGACGUAGCAGCGAACGUUGGGUAGACGCCACCGCGCUCAGUCAACAUUGCUCACUUCUCGGGGCGUUGAAAAGGGAGUGUCACGAUAGCACGCGCGCUGGAUGCCCUUUUCUCUGCAACGUUUUUGCGGCCAUGAGAGGACGUUGCGUGCAUUCUUGCGUGCAAUAUUCUUGUUGGUUGCAAUAUUCUGGUCACGCGCGUGAAGAGGUCGCGGGGACGACCUCCAACUUUUUCUCGUCGUCGAGUGGCCUCUAGAAAGUCGCAUCUCAAGGUAGCAACAUGCCUCGAGCACCGCUUUGUCGAUGGUCAUUUGACCCGUCUCGAAUCGGUGUAGUGGUAUCUCACUUUGGCGUUGCCGUGCGGGUAGACUAGACGUUUGAAACGUGCCAAAAGGAAACGUGCUCGAAGAGAGAUCCAACGGCUCUCCAAAUAUGCAGUUUUGUGUCCAAACUAGAAAGACCUAUAUUGCGUUUCAGGUGCAGUCAUUCGUUUCCCCUCGUACGUUCGGUGAUACCCUCCGCCAGCUACCACGAAGCCCACGGAUGCCGGAAUUGUUGUUGCCGGCUCACGUCGUGGGACGAGUUUCUUUUCAUGCCGGCUCGUUGGCCGGUUGCGGAGAUAGGUCUUGAUGCGGCAUUGAUACGAGGUUCAGAUAGCAAUUCUGGCCGCCUCCCAUAGUUGACUACACGAUAACAGUGCUCCUAUUCUACCGUGUUAUCCUGCUCCCAAAGAAAGGUACUUGUUUCUGUGUGUUUGGCUCGGCUACCUACUUGGCCCAGCUUCUCUGUCUAGAACAUUUAACGGAUUUUGGAAACCGCGCCUUGCGGUGCAAAGACCGUAGUGAGGUGGCACUCUCUCCCUGUUAGACUGGCAAAUGGAGAGCCGACGAAACGUGUUGGCGCUUGUAGGAGAUCUCGAGCGGUGCGUGUCGACCUCUUAUGCAGACCAUGGUUUAUAAAACAUGUAAAAAAAAUAAUAAUGGUUUCCGUUGACAUAAUAAGUGUACAAACUAUACUCCGUUACACAUUAACUUGGCAAACUUAGGAGGCUGGGGCCCCGCGACCCAGGAAGAGCGUCGGAGCGAGGCACGUGACCCGACGUUGCGGCAUCAUUUGCGUCGCCCUGCCAAUAGUGAGGCGCGAGGCACUGAGGAACCGGCUGUCGUCUGCCAGCCAAGGGUCGUCUGCUCUGAAACCAUCCAACUUCGGAUGAACGUCCACCGCAGCAUCAUUUCCGUCUGCUAGAAUAGUGAGCACUCUCGGGAACAGCUGAGAAAGCCAUGCGCUCGAUUUAGCCGCGAAUCUGUGACGGGUGCUAAUGCCAGGCACAGUGCGAUGUUUAGAGCAGAAACGGCAGAUUACACGGCUGCGAUCGCCAACGGCCAGGGCGGAACAAGGAGAAAAGAAAUCGGAAACGGACGUGACGUCACUUUGUUGGUUUAAGUACAAUUGAAACUCAUAAAUUUGUGAUUAUUUUUUCUUUACUACUCUUCAUACCUUCUCUUUAGAUAUGGAAGCGUGCAAGUUCAAUUUCCGUCAAAAGAAAAAGAAGCCUAGAAUUGCUUUUUGUCGCAGACGGCACUGUUGCUGUGGCGGUAACAAGGCCCCUUUGGCGUGUUAUCAUGUCCUUUGCUCUGGCGCUUUUAUUGGGUCGCGAGGGCCGCAGCCUCCGCAGUUCAGCAAGUGAAACGGAGUAUAACUGAUGCCACUAUGCACUCUUUCUUUCGUCGUCGUCACUUUGCAGUGCAUAAGUCUGUUGCGUGGCCACCUGUUGGCCGGAAAAUUGUACUUUGAGCGGUUGUUGUUUUGCCGGGAAUUAUUUUCGUUCCUUCCGCGCGAUACCACCCGCUUUGCUUUUGGCCAUCUGAGAUCUGCUGCAUGUUUUUGUUACUGCUCAUUUUUUUCUGAUUUCACUCUUGUGUCUUGAUUGUUUUUGGAGCGGUCACCGCCUUUUUUUUGAAGCGUCGUAAUGGAGAUCUGGAAAGGCAUAUCCAAUGCAUAUUGUGCUGUAAAUAUUGUUUUGUACAUAUAUGUGGCUGCAUUUGUUUUCAAGACCUGGUGAACCAAUUUUUUUUUACUCCUCUAGUAGGCCGGGAGUGUGUGCGUGUGUGUAUGUGCAUGUGUUUCCCGCAGUUUUGUAUUUCCCUUCGUAGCUCUUUAGCUCCCGAGAGUUUCAGACUUAGUAGAGCAAUAACUGUGCAAGGCGGCGAUUGUCUUUUUUGCGUGUCGGCUUUUAGUGCAGCCUGUCGAAAGUGACCGACGUGUAAUGGCGCGAUCUGUACAUACGGAAACUGGUCACAGCCUUGGAGUCGUUGCCGAGACGCACGGGAGUUUGCGGUCUGCGGGCGUCGGAAAGCUAACGUGCCACGAGGGAGUUUUCGGAAUCCUGUCUCUUUUGUAUCCAAAGAAGCCGGCCAAAGCGUCGAAAGGUUUACAUUCACUCGUGGAGCAUGCUUUUUUAACGUCUUUUCGUAGCUUGCACAGUCUGCGUGUGAUGCGAGGAAACGUUGUCGGGGGCCGAAUGUCUCAUUUUGAGCUCGAGGUGUUUUAGAGUUUGUGCUGCUUACAGCCGACCAGUAUUGAACCCCCGUAGCGACCGAGGAAGGACCGAUCUCAGUCCUUCUAGAAAAAGUUCACAUUGCACGAUUGCCAACGUAGCACACCAUCUGUCGAAGGCUAUUUUAUUGGUCCCCAACCUUUCUUUCAUUUGUGAUUCAAGGAUGUUUGCCUCAAAUUGAGUACUAAUAAUUAUUUAAAAACUGAGCGGAGCAGGAGUAGUACUACAAACUCUCAUUGGCCUCAUUGUACUACCUUGAGUUUCUUUGGAGUACAAGAACUGCACUUGGAAUGUCUGUCGCAAUGCAAGUCUGAAAGCUCGAUGUUGUUUUUUUACGUGUACGUGAAGGUGUUUCCUUUUUUUUUUUUUCUUUUUUUCAGUGUGUUUAGUGGAAAUCUUUUUGCUUCGUUUACAGAGCCUGCUGAUUGUUCUUGGAUGUAGUCAUGCAGGCAACUAGUGAAAGAAUAGAUCUUUUUUUAUCUUCGCAUAAACGGUGUCAUUUGCUGGUCAUGAUAAAAAUUUACCCUGA
This is a messenger RNA of Ixodes scapularis (black-legged tick), 7678 nucleotides long. Its product is annotated as calcium/calmodulin-dependent protein kinase type 1. The transcript is spliced from 10 exons. Gene Ontology annotation, molecular function: ATP binding; calmodulin binding; calcium/calmodulin-dependent protein kinase activity. Lineage: Eukaryota; Metazoa; Arthropoda; Arachnida; Ixodida; Ixodidae. The coding region runs from base 136 to 1206 and encodes 356 amino acids. The record is from RefSeq and is a predicted model, not a curated record. Gene Ontology annotation, biological process: protein phosphorylation.